GGCAACAAAUAGUGUUAGUAGUACUCAUAAACAGUAGAAUGAUCAGCAGUAAUUGCGUAGACCAAGAAGGGCAGUGAGAUUCAUUUUCAUUUCAUUGGGAAGGAAAACUCUGAGUUAAGUUGCAGAGACACACGUUAACUCUUUAUCUACCCUCUCUCUGUCUCCACCUGCAAUUAACACAACACAACACUUCACUACUAGUAGUACUACUGUAACUGUUAUGCUUGCUUGUGUUGUUGAUGUUAGAGAGAGUGAGAGAGAGAGAGAAACUAUUUGAUUUGUUUGAUGUACACAACAGAAAGAUGAAAGAAAGACUACACUACUACUCAUUUUGCAUAAGAUGAAUCUGAUUCCACCUUUUACAGAUAGAUUAUUAUACUUUCCAAGAACCCCAAAAAUCCCUAUUCUUCUGACUCUUUCCCAAGUUUUUUAGUUUUUUCUACUAAUUAUGACUCAGAUUUUUUAGCUUCAAUUCCGGGAGUACUCUACAGUCUACUCUCUGAACAAUUAUAUGCAGUCUUCUUUUUCAUAAACAGUAAAGUGUGGGGACUAAGCAAAAUAGGUAUUAUUAUAUCUUAUAUACUAUAUAUUAAUAUUAUAUAUGCAUAUGUAUUAUUAUUUAGGUUUUCUUUUCUAUAUAGAGAGAGAGAGAUAAAGCUUUUUGUCCAACUUAACUUUGUUUUGAAACUAUGUUAGGGUUUGGAGGAAACAGUUGCAGUGAGAUUUCUUCUAUGGAUCAUCAAAAUCAAAUGAUGAACAUGGAAACUAAUAGGAAGUUUUUUUCAUUUCCUCUGAGUAACAAUUCCUCUGGUGUUCAAAAUCAUCAUAACUAUACCCAACACCAGAACAACACCAACAACAACACUUGUAGGGAUAAAAUCAUGGCUCAUCCUCUCUUUCCUCGUCUCUUGUCUUCUUACCUCAAUUGCUUGAAGGUUGGAGCACCUCCUGAAGUGGUGGCAAGCUUAGAGGAGUCAUGUGCAAAAUGUGAAAUAUUGAAUGGUUCUUCAGGAAGGACAGGAAGUAGUAGUUCUUGUAUAGGUGAAGAUCCAGGUUUGGAUCAGUUCAUGGAGGCAUAUUGUGAGAUGCUUAUCAAGUAUGAGCAAGAACUCACUAAACCCUUCAAAGAAGCCAUGCUUUUCCUUUCAAGAAUUGAGUCUCAGCUCAAGGCUGUUGCUGUUUCAACUGACUUUGGUCAAAGUGAAUUUGCAGCUUCACAGAAUGAGAUCGAUGUGCAUGAAAACAACCUAGAUACAACUCAAGGUGAAGAUCAGGAAUUAAAAGUGCAGCUUUUACGCAAGUAUAGUGGAUAUCUAGGAAGCCUUAAGAAAGAGUUUUUGAAGAAGAAAAAGAAUGGAAAGUUACCAAAGGAAGCUCGACAACAACUACUUGAUUGGUGGAGCAGGCAUUACAAAUGGCCUUACCCAUCGGAAUCCCAAAAGCAAGCCCUUGCAGAAUCAACAGGCCUAGAUUUGAAGCAGAUCAACAAUUGGUUCAUUAAUCAGAGAAAACGUCACUGGAAGCCUUCUGAGGAUAUGCAAUUUGCUGUGAUGGAUGCCACAAAUUACUACAUGGAAAAUGUCAUGUGCAAGCCAUUCCCUAUGGAUGCCAUGCCUAUGCUUCUUUAGAACAUUAAUCCUCUCACCUUAUUCAGUAAAACCCUAUCCAUUUUAAAAUUACCUAGGUUGUGAAGGUACAAUAUAUAUUAAUUAAUGUAUGUUACUGUAAUCUUUAAUCUGUAGAAAGGUGAGGAUGAAAAAUCCACACUAUCCCUGAACUACAUCUUUAUCAGAUUGAACUUCAAUCUAAUUAUAUAUAUAAGCUAGCUAUCCUCUUCACUAUUUAUAUAUGGAGCAUGUACCAAAGUGAAAAAA
Medicago truncatula (barrel medic) is the source of this 1874-nucleotide messenger RNA. Its product is annotated as homeobox protein SBH1. Gene Ontology annotation, molecular function: DNA-binding transcription factor activity, RNA polymerase II-specific; DNA binding. Lineage: Eukaryota; Viridiplantae; Streptophyta; Magnoliopsida; Fabales; Fabaceae. The record is from RefSeq and is a predicted model, not a curated record. The coding region runs from base 690 to 1628 and encodes 312 amino acids. Gene Ontology annotation, cellular component: nucleus. Gene Ontology annotation, biological process: regulation of DNA-templated transcription. The transcript is spliced from 4 exons.